ACUAUUGAACAUUUGUGUAUUUCUUACGGCAUUUCCAAUGACAUCAAGAUCAAAUUUCUCCUGGAAACCAAAAGGUUAAUAAUUUAUGAGCGAUAUCUUGGGUUUGGAAAGUAAUAAACUGGCUUCCAACAAUUUGCACGGUGUUUUCAAACAUAACAUUUAGUAUGCUAUGAUAUAUUCUUACGCUCUUCAUAUAGUCCUAUUGUACACUAAAUAUGCAGCUGUCGAUGGAGAACUUAAAAAGGGUGGUAAACAACGAAAAGUAGAAAUAAAUCCAUUUGAAGCGAGGGAAAGAAAAUGGAAAAACCAAAAGCAGUCUUGGCAUUUACCGUUGUACUUUGAUUAGUUCUGUAGCGACUAAAGUUGACUUAGUUGAACAAGGACAGAGAAGUGUAAAAAUUCAGCUUUAAAUCAUUCAGAAUAUUGCUAAAAAGAAUAUUUUACCCAAACCAAAAUGACGGUAAGUGACAAUGUCGCUGCGCCUGGUUUGGUAUUGUUUAUCGUAAUUUACACCUCAGUUUUCAUUUUAUCAACGGUUGGUAACACAUGGGUUUUGCUGACUUGCUACAAGACUUUAAAAAGAAGAUAUUCCCCGUUUAAGUGGUUAUUGGUGAAUUUAGCGAUGGCGGAUCUCCUGUUUACUCUUCUUUCCGUAUUUAACAUGAUCGGAUAUUUGUGGCGCUGGAUAGGUGGAAACAACACUUGUAAGCUUCAAGGAUUCUUUGUGGAGGCGAGCUAUACGACUUCCAUCAUGACACUUGUAACUAUUAGUUACCAAAGAUUAAAAGCUACCACAGAUCCAUUUAGUUCCAGAGCAAGAGACUGGUGCAGCAGAGAAUACCUUAAACCAGUUAUAAUUUGGGGAUUUAGCUUACUGGUCUGCACUCCUCUGCUGCAAAUCUACAGCAUAAAAACGGUAGACAGCAACGUUGCUUGUAUGACUACGAGAAAUGGAGUCACUGUCCCGCAGAUUUAUUACAGUUUGCACACGACAUUAUUCUUUGCGGCCCCGUUGUUUUACAUGAUUUUUACCCAAAUCCGAAUUCAUCUCGCUCUUCGCACAAGCGUUAGACCAACAAGCAAAUUGUUCACUUCGCGAGCACAGAGACGACACAAAAAGGCUACAAAGACACUUUCUGCACUAACUAUAGCAUUUGUGAUCUGUUGGUCUCCUUUCAUGGUCAAUCGGACGCUAAUAUACUUUCGUUUAGCACCAAAAGGACUCAUUUGGAGGGCAUCUCAACUUUUAAUCUUUCUCAAUACCGGAUUGGAUCCUUUGUUGUACGGUUUGUACGACGGAGACUUAAAGUCUUUACUACGAAGAGUUCUCUACAAGAACAGGGAUAACACAGUGACAUCUCUUUAUCAAAAUACAUUAGAGUGAAAGGUAUACUUGAAAACUUAAUCUGUUGGACACAGGGCAUGAGCCCGUGGCAGCCACGAAGGAGUGUUCCAUAAUCUACACGAUUCGCAGCGGGUAUUUUCUUUAAAGCUAAACAAGAGAAGGGAACAAAGAAAUAGGAAAUAAUUUUCCUGACAGUAUAAAUAUUUAAUUCAUACUGUCGUAUCUAUAAUACGUAAAGUACACACCAACAUCCUCAGGGAUUAAUUUUCUGCUGAAGAAACCUGGAAAUCCACUUGAUUCCUUUUACUUGUAGGAACAAAAAGUUGACAAGACACACCAUCAGUAAGAGAGGAAAAGCUGAGAAAAGCAACCGGCGUUGAAUGAAAAGUUCUUUUGGAUAUUUCGAUCAAUUUGCCAUGCUUGCUACCUCUCAAAUAUUUGCACAAACUUUCAUUUUGAUAGAAAUGUGCCCUUCUGAAUUCAGCCAAGUUAUAUAUUUUAUAUGCGAAAGAUAAAUUAACAAAAACAGAUAAACAAAAUAGAAUAAGACGGAGCAAGUUCAGCCAGAAGAAGUGA
Messenger RNA from Pocillopora damicornis (cauliflower coral), 1921 nucleotides. Its product is annotated as galanin receptor 2b-like. Gene Ontology annotation, biological process: G protein-coupled receptor signaling pathway. Gene Ontology annotation, cellular component: plasma membrane. The record is from RefSeq and is a predicted model, not a curated record. Lineage: Eukaryota; Metazoa; Cnidaria; Anthozoa; Scleractinia; Pocilloporidae. Gene Ontology annotation, molecular function: G protein-coupled receptor activity.